CCUCCACCAGGCUUCCUGCUGGAGGAGUUUCCUUCCCAGCCAGGCCGGCCCAGAAACCAGAUGGUCCCGGGACAGGCCCGGCCCCAGAGCCCAGAGAUGCUGCUGCUGCCGCUGCUGCUGCCCAUGCUGGGGGCGGGGUCCCUGAACAAGGAUCCCAGUUACAGUCUUCAAGUGCAGAGGCAGGUGACGGUGCAGGAGGGCCUGUGUGUCAUCGUGCCUUGCAACCUCUCCUACCCCUGGGAUGGCUGGGACGAGUCUGCUGCUGCUUAUGGCUACUGGUUCAAAAGAGUGACCAACCCAAAGACGGGUGCUCCUGUGGCCACAAACAACCAGAGUCGAGAGGUGGAAAUGAGCACCCGGGACCGAUUCCAGCUCACUGGGGAUCCCGGCAAGGGGAGCUGCUCCUUGGUGAUCAGAGACGCGCAGAGGGAGGAUGAGGCAUGGUACUUCUUUCGGGUGGAGAGAGGAAGCUAUGUGAGAUAUAGUUUCAUGAACAAUGGGUUCUUUCUCAAAGUAACAGCCCUGACUCAGAAGCCUGAUGUCUACAUCCCUGAGACCCUGGAGCCCGGGCAGACGGUGACGGUCAUCUGCGUGUUUAACUGGGCUUUCAAGAAAUGUCCAGCCCCUUCUUUCUCCUGGACGGGGGCUGCCCUCUCCCCGAGAAGAACCAGACCAAGCACCUCCCACUUCUCGGUGCUCAGCUUCACGCCCAGCCCCCAGGACCACGACACCGACCUCACCUGCCACGUGGACUUCUUCAGAAAGGGUGUGAGCGCACAGAGGACCGUCCGACUCCGCGUGGCCUACGCCCCCAGAGACCUUAUUAUCAGCAUUUCGCGUGACAACACGUCAGCCCUGGAACUCCAGGGAAAUGUCAUAUACCUGGAAGUUCAGAAAGGCCAGUUCCUGCGGCUCCUCUGUGCUGCUGACAGCCAGCCCCCUGCCACGCUGAGCUGGGUCCUGCAGGACAGAGUCCUCUCCUCGUCCCACCCCUGGGGCCCCAGAACCCUGGGGCUGGAGCUGCCCGGGGUGAAGGCCGGGGAUUCAGGGCGCUACAUCUGCCGAGCAGAGAACAGGCUUGGCUCCCAGCAGCGAGCCCUGGACCUCUCUGUGCAGUAUCCUCCAGAGAACCUGAGAGUGAUGGUUUCCCAAGCAAACAGGACAGUCCUGGAAAACCUCGGGAACGGCACAUCCCUCCCGGUCCUGGAGGGCCAAAGCCUGCGCCUGGUCUGUGUCACCCACAGCAGCCCCCCAGCCAGGCUGAGCUGGACCCGGAGGGGACAGACCGUGGGCUCCCCCCAGCCCUCAGACCCUGGGGUCCUGGAGCUGCCACGCGUUCAAAUGGAGCACGAAGGAGAGUUCACCUGCCACGCUUGGCACCCGCUGGGCUCCCAGCACGUCUCUCUCAGCCUCUCCGUGCACUGGAAGCUGGAGCAUGGGGGAGGACUUGGCCUGGGGGCUGCCCUGGGAGCUGGCGUCACUGCCCUACUCGCUUUCUGUUCCUGCCUCGUCGUCUUCAGGGUGAAGACCUGCAGGAAGGAAGCUCGCAAGAGGGCAGCAGCUGAGCAGGACGUGCCCUCCGCCCUGGGGCCCAUCUCCCAGGGUCACCAGCAUGAAUGCUCGGCAGGCAGCUCCCAAGACCACCCGCCCCCAGGUGCAGCCACCCCUACCCCGGGGGAGGGGGAAGAGCAGGAGCUCCACUACGCCUCCCUGAGCUUCCAGGGGCUGAGGCUCUGGGAGCCUGCGGACCAGGAGGCCCCCAGCACCACCGAGUACUCAGAGAUCAAGAUCCACAAGGAACGGCCCCUGAGGGGCCCAGGCUUUGGGCUUCAGUUGGAGAGGGAGACGUCAGGGAUGGUUCCAGAGUGAAGAGUUCUCCAUGGAAACAGGGCACCAGCAAGUAUGUGGGAGUCACGCUGGUGUGACGGCCAGAACGCGACUCAGAUUUCAGCCCCAUUCCCAAUGAAGAGCUUGAGUUUGAAGAUUAUACUUUUUUUGAGACAGGGUCUCACUUUGUCCUCCAGGCCAGAGUCCAAUGGUGCAAUCUCAGCUCACUGUAGCCUCAACCUGCCAGGUUGAAGUAAUCCUCCCAUUUCAGCCUCCUGAGUAGCUGGGA
Messenger RNA from Nomascus leucogenys (northern white-cheeked gibbon), 2116 nucleotides. It is a transcript of the gene SIGLEC11, whose product is annotated as sialic acid binding Ig like lectin 11. Gene Ontology annotation, biological process: cell adhesion. Gene Ontology annotation, molecular function: sialic acid binding. The record is from RefSeq and is a predicted model, not a curated record. NCBI's taxonomy places the organism in Eukaryota, Metazoa, Chordata, Mammalia, Primates, Hylobatidae. Gene Ontology annotation, cellular component: plasma membrane.